This is a messenger RNA of Alternaria burnsii, 2025 nucleotides long. RefSeq lists its product as uncharacterized. NCBI's taxonomy places the organism in Eukaryota, Fungi, Ascomycota, Dothideomycetes, Pleosporales, Pleosporaceae. Gene Ontology annotation, biological process: positive regulation of proteasomal ubiquitin-dependent protein catabolic process; ubiquitin-dependent protein catabolic process; protein polyubiquitination. The coding region runs from base 1 to 2025 and encodes 674 amino acids. The transcript is spliced from 2 exons. Gene Ontology annotation, molecular function: zinc ion binding; ubiquitin protein ligase activity; ubiquitin conjugating enzyme binding. The record is from RefSeq and is a predicted model, not a curated record. Gene Ontology annotation, cellular component: ubiquitin ligase complex; cytoplasm.
AUGGGUUCUAAGUUGUCUCGCGCGGUACGACCGCAGGUGAAGGCUGUUGCCUCACCGGUCGCGACUGGCCAACAUCACGACAUCGACCAUGUGAACGCGCAAAAAGGUCGCCAAGAGAUCACUCCGCAAUUACCAGGCACUUUCGCCUAUGACGAUAUCAACAUUGCGACUUCUAUCACCACAACUGCCAUUGCGCCAAGACGCAACAGCGCGCCCGCCUUGUCGACUACAUCUGCAGCCUCCGUCGCUAUGGAACAGAUAUACAGGAUCUCUGCUGAACUUCGCCUCGCUCAAGCAGAACGUGACUUGAUGUCCAUCGAGUACGCCAGCACCGAUAUUGAUCCACCGCCCGCAGUCGCCACGGUCCCGCCCUCUCCAGCACCAGCCCCGCCAGCUCCUGUCCAAGAAACGGGAGUUCAGUGUAUCGUAUGCUGCACCCAGCUGCCGAGUUCCAAAGAUCCGAAGCAUGCAAAAGAGGUUAUCAAGCCAUGCAGAGAAUGUGGAAGCGCAUACUGCGGAUCAUGCAUAAAGAGGAUGUUCACGGAAUGUUGCAAAGACACCACUCGCAUGCCUCCGAGGUGUUGCGUACAGAUCCAACCUCAUCACGCAAAGCCGCAUUUGACAAGGGAGGAGUUUGCGGACUUCAGAUCAAAGUACGAGGAGUGGCUCACACCAAAUCCGUUUUACUGUCCGAUGCCAACAUGUUCGGCAUUCAUCCCAGAACGACUUCUCCCAGAGGAAGUAACAAAGAGGAAAGGAAAGCGCGCAGACUCUGGCAUCGGAACACCAACCUCAAAAUCUGUCGCAUGUCCAGCCUGCGAAACGGGUAUCUGCCCUGAUUGCCGUCAAGUCGCUCAUCCGGACAGUCUAUGCAACAUCUCUGAGUUCGGCAUCGAUGCAGAGACGACAGAACUACUGAAGAGCUGGGGCUAUAAGAAGUGUCCAAAGUGUGGACAUGGAUUGAAGCGGAUGUUCGGGUGCAACCAUAUGGAGUGUCGAUGUGGUGCCCAUUUCUGCUACGCCUGUAUGGAAGAUUACAGCAAUUGCAACGGAGGCUGCGGCGAGGAAGAUGAUUACGAUGACGAGUCGUUCGAUGAAGAUGAAGAUGAAGACGAAGAUGUGUCGCCCGAACAACACGACGAUACCAGACUCCUGCCUGACACGAAUGAUGCACCUGACGCUUCUAAUGAAGCGACUCAGCUUCAAGGCACUACUGGAGAAGCAGCAACUGCACUCCCGCAACCAGCCUCUCAACCACGUAACCUUGACGGCGGAGGACACCGCUACUGGCAGAGACAGGAUCUGAACUUCGGCGAGGAACCAACAGAAGACUACCAAGACCGCUCAUGGGACUGCGAACACGGAUUUGAUUCAUGCAAAAUCACCCUUGCCAAAGCGCUGAACAAUGACCCUUCGACCGAGAUGGAAUGUGUGAAAUGCUGGUGUGCGAUACAUCCAGAGAUCAAACCACCUAAUGCGGCGUCAAACACAAACACGAACGUGAGGACUGUACCCGCGGGCGCGACGGGAGCGAAUAGAGGAAUUACACAGGGCAUGGCCGCAGGACGAGGACGAGGACGAGGAUGGGGACGGGGAGCAUAUGUACCCCCACGUGGACUCUUUGAAGCCCAUGGCGCCGUCGGAACAGCACCUCAUCUCCGCCACACCUUGUCCUCUCCGCUGUCUCAAAGCGUGCCAGCACGCGAGCCUUUCCCGAUGGAGGACGUUCAGUAUUCUUCUGAACGAACAGUAGAUACCUAUGGUAACACCAUCGCCACCUCAGAGAUGGGACUCCGGCACCGAGCAUCUGACGAGACGUUUUCCAGCAAGAUCGUCCCAAUGCGGGAUGAUCAGGGCUCAACGCUUCGUGAGUUCCACAGGACACCAUCGACUAUCUUUUCUGAAUCGCCAGCCAAGUUUAGCCUUGCGUACGAAUGCUAUUCUUGUGCCUUGCUUGUCUGCAAGAAGUGCAGAGACGGUAUCUUAGAUGCUCAGAAUGCCGAGAGGCACGUCGAUGAGGAUUAG